AUGCAGGAUAACAUUCAUACGCCCUUCAGCUCGGACAUACCGCUCGCUUUUAUAUAUACCGAUGAAGUGACUGGACAGACUCUAUACUGCGGCCCAUAUCUGCGCUCUUUGGAGAGCUUCGCCGAGAGAUUUAACUUCAAGCUGCAGCUGGAUCAUGUGGAAAAUAUGGCAAAGAAGACGCUGCUGCUCCAGCAGAUUGCCGAGGGAGAGUAUAACACAUCUGUACACGGCGUGAGCAUAAGGAGCACAUUGGAGGAUCCCUCGUCGACCAUCACAGCAUACAGCUACCCCGUUGAGGUGACGAAGUACUGUGUGAUGGUGCCCUUGGCGCCGGAGCUGCCCAAGUGGAUGUACAUGGUCUGGCCAUUGGGCAAGUACGUCUGGACCACGCUCUUCCUGGCCAUCUUCUACGUGGCGCUGCUUCUGCGCUACGUGCACCACGGCGAGGCAGCCACUCGCUCCUACACGCGCAACCUGCUCCACGCCAUGGGCAUCAUCAUGUACAGCCCGAAUAUGAAUAUGCCAGUGCAGCUCUGCCAGCCGCCGUUCCGUAUACUCAUCUUCUACACGCUGCUCUACACACAGGGCUUCAUACUGUCCAAUUAUCACAUGAGCCACAUGACCUCCUUCGACAUGAAGCCGGUGUUCGUAAAGCCCAUUGAUACGUGGUCGGACCUGAUAGAGUCGAGGGUGCGCAUUAUCAUACCGGACACGCUGCUGGAGGAGCUGCGCACCUUACCUGUUGUAAAUAUCUCCUCAUUAGACGCCCAAUUCGAGCCACGCGAGUUCCACGACUUUCAGGAGCUCAUGGUGAAUCCGUCUCGCGAAUAUGCCUAUGUGGUUACCCAGAAUGCGUGGGAGUUCUGGAACCGACAGCAGAGCGUGCUCAUCCAGCCGUAUUUCCACAUGUCUCGCGUCUGCUUUGGGGGCCUCUUCAACGCCUUUCCCCUGCAGCGGGAUGCGCCCUUCGUCGAUCAACUAGAUCGUACCAUGCUGUACAUAAGGGAAUCUGGUCUGUGGGGCUACUGGGAGGACAUGGCCUUCGUGUUUGCAUUGCGUGCGAAUGUCGCAAAGAUAUUCCUGGACACGUAUCCCGUGGAGACAUUGAAUCUGGAGUUCUUCAAGACGGCAUGGAUUGUGAUCAUCGGCGGUUUGCCGCUUUGCUCAGUGGUCUACUGCUUGGAGCAUCUGUGGAGCCGUUGGAUGAACGGGCAGAGCAAAUAUUAG
Molecule: messenger RNA, 1227 nt
Organism: Drosophila navojoa
Lineage: Eukaryota; Metazoa; Arthropoda; Insecta; Diptera; Drosophilidae
Gene: Ir56b
Product: Ionotropic receptor 56b
Source: RefSeq, a predicted model, not a curated record